UCGUCGUCGCUUGUUGUCGCUUUCUGAUUAUGAACUGCGCAGGUCCAAUCUCUCAAGUUUCGCGAAGGGGAGCUUCCUCUUUUGGAUGCGUGAUCGAGUGUGUGUCGGGAGUCAAAUUUAGACGCUGAGCUGUUCGACUUCGCCACAGGAAAGGGGAGAACUUCGUUUGCGUUGCGCGUUUUUAAGUUGCGAUAUGGACGUCGUUCGAACAGCUGUCGAGGAAUGCUGCUUUAGAAGCUUUAUGCACGCCACGACUUGGUCAGGUGGUACAUCUCGUUGAAAGAAGACUUGAGAUGUGUUACUUCCAGUACUUUGUCGACAUGGAAGAUGAUCAAAUGGUUGUUUCAUAUGAAAGCCUCCCUGAAACAGUUCUUUUAAAAAUUUUUCUGAAGCUUCCACUACCUGAUCGCCUCCAAGCAGCCCUGACCUGUCGUCAGUGGUACAACAUCUUCACUUCACCAGCUGCAUGGACCACAUUUCACUUUCGCUUUUAUGGCCGCAAAGACACGAGGCUUCUUCAGUGCAUUGUGUCCUAUGGUUCUUACCUACGGCAAGUUGUCAUCGAACUCAACCAGUUCCAAAAUGUCAAUCGUGUGAAUGCAGUACAAGCUCUUUUACAACUUGCCAAGUGCUCUUCUACAAGGUUAUCAAGCCUCAGCAUCAUUUGCACUGGUGAAAAUCCCCUAUUUUAUGCAGGAAAAGAAUUUGUGUCAGCCUUGGAAACUGUUUUCAAGAGGUCUAACAGUCAUUUGGUUCAAGUGAAUCUGAGCAAGUUUCCAAUGAUGAUUGAUUCACAUACUAUUGACGUUCUAUCUCGGCACAACCCCAAGCUAGAACGUCUGAACAUUCAGAAUGACAACCUUGUUUGCUUGGUACACCCAGAUAGCAUCCUCAGACUUGCUCAGCAUUGCCGGCGGCUUCGUGAGCUGUGUUUACACAAGUGCAGCCUUUCCCAAGAUGUGGUUCUGUGCUUCCUCGAAGAAAAUCGUGUUCCUCUUGAGCACCUCUCCCUGCGGUGUCGGAGUGAGGAGAUCAUUGCCAGCCACCCGCACGAUGAAAAGACACAACUGAGCUCGGAGCUGUGGUCUUGUGUGGUUGCUCGCCUGCCCAAGCUACGUGUGACCCUGCAUUUUGACCAGACUUGUCCUCUUGUGGUCAUUCCUUUGGUCAUGAAGCCAGAGGUACCGUGUUCAGUGCUCAGGCUGGAGACUUUCACAAUCAUACAUGAUAUGGUGUUACAGGCAGCAUACAACUACUCAGAAACACUUGAAAAACUUAUCUUGCAAGCACCACCUAGUGCUGAACUGGAAAGUGCCUUGCUGGAACUUUCUUGCAGGUGUUCUCGGCUAAGGGCACUGCAUGUCUUUUGCCCAUUGAGUGUGCACACAAUAGAUAACAUCCUACAGGAGCACCCACACAUGAAAACUAGUGGGCUUUACACAUUGAGGUCAGAAAGGGGCACUGAUGGACCGUGGGCAACAGAUGAUAAAGUUAAUGCAUAAUGCUCUGCACCAUACCUGGACAAUAACACUAUUCCAUAAACAAGCCAAACCAUAAACUUUCCUUCUCCAUCUAGUGAUAAAUGUUGGAAGGAGUCACCAAAACAUUAAGGUUUGGCAAAGGAAUCACAAUUGCAUUUAAUAUCUGAGUGGGAUAUUCAUAAAAUUACAAUGCACAAUUAUAAACGCAUCAUGAAUAAAAAAUAUUACAGCUGCUAUUGCAAAUAGUCUGGGUGCACACUCAACUUUAAAUAUUGGAUGUCAACAUGUUCUGAACACUUUUGCCAAAUUUUGCUCAUAACAUCAAAACAGCCUAAGCUAGCUAAAGAAUCAACAUAUUGCUGUAAUAAUGUGCAUCCGUGCUCAAAUAGUAAUAGGGGUUAUGGGGUGAUAGAAGCACACUUGACUUUUGAUAAGUUAUUACUCUAGGUCCACAGUUAUGCUAGAAGACUGAAAGGACAAGAUGCAUUCAUUGGCAAGUCGUGCAGUGCCAGUAUACUAGCCAAUAUUACUGGAUUUAGACAAUGCUGGAUUGGGCUAGUUGUUGGUAAUGUUCCAUGGUACUAGGCUUAAAGCAUAAGAGCAAGACACAGGGCAAGAUUCUCUUUGGUUGUCCUCCUUGGUUGUAUAGUACAAAAGUACUCGUCAGCUGUAAUCUUGUCCUGUGUCCUGCUUCUGCGCUGUAACUCUAAUACCAUACAUUUGGCGUUGAGCUCAGUUCACAAAUGACUAGAAAGGAGUAGCCUUAACUUUGGUUUCACAAAAAAUGCAUGGUUGUAAUUCUUUUUUUUUUUUCACAAUUGAACAGUGGAAUGCUGCAUACAGAAAAAAUGUAACAUGUUGGAAGCAUAUUUCAGUUAGAAAUCUUAAAUAAUAUUGCCAUAGUAAAGUGUUAUGAAACUGAAA
Molecule: messenger RNA, 2405 nt
Organism: Dermacentor andersoni
Lineage: Eukaryota; Metazoa; Arthropoda; Arachnida; Ixodida; Ixodidae
Product: F-box/LRR-repeat protein 8-like
Molecular function (GO): protein binding
Source: RefSeq, a predicted model, not a curated record